AUGUCCCUUCCUGACUCAAAUCCACCACCCAACUCAAACCCGCCACCCGACUUAAACGCACCUCCCGACUCAACUGCACCUCCCGACGCACCUCCCGACGCAAACGCGCCUCCCGAGAUCGACGCCCGUCUCACUGACGAGGUCAAGCGAUAUCUCGAGACAUGGCGGACGGAGUGGGGCAUAUUGGCAGGAGGUGCUGACGCUGGCAUCCGACGUCAAAAUCUCAAUGACUUGGCGUGGAAGCUCGCCCGGUAUCUCAUCCGGCAGUUUCCUUAUACCCGCGGCGGUUUGACGGACUACGAGGAUCCGAUGAAGCUCACCUGGCAACACUUUGAUCCCAACGGGUCGAUGGCGGAUCCGGAUCCGGAGGAGCUGAAGGCACUUCCGAAGUGGAACCAGGUUCCGUUCGAGCAUUGGACGCCAUUCCGAUGCUUCCUCACCAAAGAGAAGGCGAUGAUCAUCAAUGCGAUGCCGGAGUGGUGGGUACAGUAUAAGGAAGAGAAGGUGCAGAAGGGUGAGGAGCUAAGUGCAGAUGACCUUCGUCCAUGCCCAGAGGAUGGCAAAGAUGGGAGAUGGCUUGGACACCUCAGCCGGACGCGUGCUAACAUGUGGUUCUACAUGACUGCAGAGGCCAAGGAGGAGUAUAUUACUCUUGCGGAUCAAUGGAACCAGAAGGGAGCUCCCAAAUGGGUUCAGAAGCGUGUGGCACAAAAGAGGAUGUCCGACUAUUUACACCGCCACUACCUGUAUUGCCUUCGUCAGUUUGGUGCAGAGUCUGUGACCUGGAUUGGGUGGAUAGGAAAGGAUGGUAACCCUAGGGUGGCUCAUUCAGUACCAAUGAAAAACCCAAGUACUGGCAGUGUUUAUAGCGGUGACCCAAAUAUGUUCCAUCUUCGCCAUCCGGUAUACUUUGACAUGGAUAAGGCCUCCGGUCUGAAGGACGAAGUGCCUUGGCCAAAGCAGUUCUCCUACCAUAUAGAUCGACGAUUCCUUGUUAAGAGCGAAUGUCCAGCUGAUCAUCCGACUCCCGUGGCAACACGUAAAGCAAAGCGAGCGUCCGACCGGAUACAACUUGACCUACGCAAUAGCGGAUAUCCUCUGCUCCCCGAUGAUUGUCUGUCCAAGGGCCACGAUGCUACCAAAGAACUUGCACGUGCCUUCCUUGAGGUUGUUUACCACUUUGACACUGGAACAACCAAGCCCGUCCCUUGGAAAAGCCUGAGCCCAGCUGUCCGGCUAGAUGGAUCGUUCGAGGACUUGCCCUACGACCUCAAAGAGCCACUUCCAUCCGGCGUCACACUUCGUGAUCCCAGCAAGAUGACACUCCCUGAGCUGAGGUCACUUCUUGCGCAGUGGAGCCGGAUCCUCGAUGACGACAAUGAGCCAAUCCAUUUCCUUGCCCUCUGCAACCCGUCCGACCAGUGUCGCCGCCGCCGCCGUCGUCAACAGGCUGCUUCUGAUGGUUCAGCUUCUGUCACUCCAGUAACUUCCAGUGCCCAGACCAUUGGGGUCGAGCCUGCAUCCAGUGCCGGUUCAUCGACUGCUGUCGAGCUAUCCCCAACUGUGGCGACUGCAGCAGAACCACCCUUGGGACAUUUGCCUCCUGCUCUCGUCCCAUUGCCUGCAAUGGACUUUACUGGGCCUAUGUCCACUAGUGCUGCAAUUCCAGCAGAUCCCUCACAAUCGCCAACUGAACUCCCUCAAUCCAACACUUCUGCCCUGUCAGCUGCUUCCCCUCCGGCAGAACCCAGCAACCACACUCCGUCCGACGUAGAAAUUCCUGUUCCCACAGAAGCCAGACCUGUGCCCUUAACUUCUCCUGUCCCGACAGGGUCCGUUGGUGACGUUGAAUCUGAUCAACGCACAGGCGUGUUGCCGGACCAUCCGACGCUCCCUCCGACUCUGUCUGAGUGCGCGUCAGGUGUGCCGUCAAUCGACACAUCAGAGGAUGAGCACGCUCUGGCUGCUGGGCCAUUAUCUGACGACGGGUGCAACAAUAGAGCAUCCGGUGGAGACCACUCCCCUCUGCAACCUCCGUCGUCGUCGCCAGCUGCCCAGUGGUUGUCCAGUGUUAUAUCCGGGUCGGGGGAGGCUCCAUCCGAGCAGUUGUCGGCUACCAAGAAGCGGGACAGGACCCUCACAAUAUCGGACAGGGCGUCUACAAAUUCCUGUGGAGAUACAGGCCAAAGGAAAAGCGCCAGAUUGAAUCCACCGGAUCCGGUUGCCACGGAAAAGGGACCUAGACAGAGUCUACGCCUGAAUCCAACCCAAUCCAGUAAACGAUAA
Molecule: messenger RNA, 2286 nt
Organism: Coniophora puteana RWD-64-598 SS2
Lineage: Eukaryota; Fungi; Basidiomycota; Agaricomycetes; Boletales; Coniophoraceae
Exons: 5
Coding region: 1-2286 (761 amino acids)
Source: RefSeq, a predicted model, not a curated record